AUGGCUCUCGAGAUCUUCGCCCAGAACAGGACAGACCUGGUGAACCUCAUGGAAUUUUCAGGGAGCCCGCGGCGGCACCAGCUCGCCCAGCAGGUCACCGACAUGCAGUCGCAGGUGUCUGAUCUGAAGCUUCUGGCCGCCGACCUUCCCCGGCUUCGCGAGGUCUUCCUGGGCGCGUGGGCCCCCGACACGAAGCGUCUCUCUCGACACGGAGCAGUCCGGCCCAGUCCCGACGGGCGCGGAGAGCACCCUUCCUUCGCUCGCAGGCGCUCGGGGGUCGCCGACCACCCGCGGCGGCCGUCGCCUGCGACGGCGCUGCGGUGA
This is a messenger RNA of Prorocentrum cordatum, 324 nucleotides long. Lineage: Eukaryota; Dinophyceae; Prorocentrales; Prorocentraceae. The record is from the annotation of a GenBank genome assembly.